UCAAAUAAAAAUUUCUUUCGGUAGAUUGCAAUUGUGUUUGUUGUUAAAAUUAAAUUUUCAAGUUCUUCUCUUAAAAAAGUGUGAAAAAAAUGAUUGGUCGCUGGUUGCAAUAUGUUACGAAAAUGCUAAUGUAAACACAAGACGGUGGAAAACGUGUCGAACAUGAAUAAUAUUGGCAGAUAAAUUGAAAUACUCUGCAUCUUGGAUUAAAAUAUUUUUUCUGGUCUCGGUGGCCAGACAGACAUUUGUAAGCGCCAUCUUUCCGCUCUAAUGAUUAGGCUGGUAUAUAAAAAAUCUUUAAAAUAAUCCGCGAAUGGUCAACAAAAAGGCUGAUUCUUGGGUGCAGGAUUAUUCGAAAAAGACUUUUCUUGACAUCUACAAAAUGGAUUUGACAGAAACAAUGAAACAAGUUCUGACAAACAAAGGAACAACCCUUGGUGGGUCCAACAUGCCUGGCGCAGGAUCAAUGCACAAUCAGCCAAACGAUGUAAAUUCCAGCAAUGUUGCUGGUGUGGGUUAUGUCACGGAAAAACUGUACAUGCUUCUUCAACUAUAUCUCCAAAAUAAGGGAUGGAGCCCUAGUGUUGAACUGUUACAAUGUUUUUCGGAAUUGAAAGAUAGUGCACUGCUGCCGAGUGCAGCUUACUUGCAAGUCCUCGCCAAUCGUUUAGCUCUAGAUUCACAGGGAAGACUGGUCUUACGAGAAUCCGGUAAAAUCGUACUGCCAUACGAACAUUUUGCCAAUGCUGUUAUGUUGAAGCACAUGACCGGUCCACAUGGAUUACAUUUAAGUGUAGAAGCUACCGUACGGGCUGUCAUUGAUUCUUACACAAUCGGCCGGGAGAAUUUCGGUAUGGAAAAGGAAUUUAUCAUCGAAGUUGUGCAAUCGUGUCCGAAUCCGGCGUGCCGUUACUAUAAGAAUCAUUUGGGUGUGGGCCCACCAUUUAUGGAUCCAGCUUUUCAAGCUGCUGCCAGUCAAAUCAAUCCUGACUUUAUGCAACAUUUGCCACAAAUGGCUGCUGCCGCUGAUAUGACGCAAUUGGAUAUUUCGGGAAAUAAUAUGAAACAGCAGCAACAGUCGCAACGACAUGCCAAAGCUCUGCAACAACAGCAGCAGCACGUCCAUGCACAACAACAAGCUCAACAGCAACAUCACGCUCAACAACAACAGCAGCAACAAAUUACAGCUGCUAUAAUCCAACAACAAAACCGUGCUAUUGCCCAACAGAAAUUAGAGAAAUUCGGUAAUAUGACUCCGCUAGAAAAACAACGUGUACUACAGCAAUUAGAUAAGAAGCACUACGACCUACCACAACAUCAACCUACACAUACAUCGAGCCACUCAUCGUCAAUUGCGAGCACACCGUCGACGUCUUUAACACCAACCAAUUUAAUUCAACAAGCACACACCGAUCGAAUUGCCUCUCAUGAUCAUCAACGUCCACCAUUGACCAUGACGCCUCAGCUUCAACAGCAAACUUCUCUGCAGCAACAACAACAACAACAGCAGCAGCAGCAACCGCACCUACCACCACCGCCAUCGCCGAUGCCACAAGUAGAUCAGCAUAAAGUGAGUGAUAUAAUGCGUGGAAGUAACAUAGAUAGCAUCGAAUCAUUAGCGUCGAAUAAAGAUUUGUUGUCACUGCACAAUGGAGCCUGGGGUGGUCAAGAGUCUCAAAAUGCUGCUGCUGGCCAGGAGAAAAUAAUCCGAGCGUUUGGUGAAUUGAUGCGAAAUAUGGCUCGAAUGAAAACGUACAUUCGACCGUCAAUGUGUAAACCGUACGGCAAACAAAGUGAAAGUUUGCAGAAAACUCUUAUCGAUACAAUUCAAUUGGUACAGUCAUUAAGAAAUUGCCUUCCGGCUCCACAUAUCCCGGUUAGUUCAUGGAAAAGCGAAGAUCGACAUCUUUAAAAAGCUGACAGAAUUCCUCGAAUACAAAAUUAUUAUGGUUGACUGGACCCACUGUAAUGAAGUACAUAAAUGUAAGAUCUACAGAAUAUUACAAAAACUAAUCUCCUUUGUGUUAAAAGUACUUUGGUAAAUCAUUGCUGUAAGUAAAUGUUUUGCGAGUAUUUUUUAUUAUUAUUAUUAUUUUGAAAAUGAAUUUAUUUUUAUUGAAAUUUUGGAAAACAAAUUUCCAUUUAUUUUUAGUUUUAGGAAAUACCAGUAAUACCAGUGCUUAAUCUGUGAUUGAAAAGUUUUUUUUUUCUUUAAAUUGUUGACUUCAUUUUUGAGUCAAGUGAUGAGCGUGGUAGCUAAAAGUUGUCGUUACUCCUGCUCAAUUUGUUCAUGAUUAGUCCGUCUGCUAAAGAUCCACUUCCUUUUAAUACUAAGUGAUACGUUAGUCGGCGUAUAAUUGUACUAAAUUUAUGUUGAAACUAAGUGGAAGUCACGAAAAAUAUUGCCAUUUCGCACGCUGGAUGGUGGAAAACUUUUUGCGAACUAGCGAGAAAUUUAGGUUCGUCCAAGACGACCAACAUUUUUUUUUUAAAUAGAGGGAAAUUUUAUGAUUAUUUUGCUCGCAGGAAGAAAGUGGACUUUUCCACCAGCGAUUUCGCACAAUACUUGGCUUUAGGGGAACGCUUUUUUGUAAGUAAAUUUUGAAAAUUUAAAAUAAAAACCAGAAAUGAAAUGAAGCUCAGCAGACUCAGUAAUCCAUUUAGUUAGAAUUUCAAAACAAAAAGCAUCACAAAAUGUAAAAGUUAGUACAAUGAACACAGUCGGUGACGAUGAUAACGGUGAUAAAUGUUGCACGACUCAAUAGACUUUCAUGGAAAGCGGGCUUCUGAACCAUUGCAACAACGGUUCAAUUAAAGGUUUGGGUUACGGUUCUUAGUCAAGAAACUGGUUCAGUUUCGCGGUUGGGUUAUUUAUGUCAAAAAAUUCGAGUUUCGGGGAUUCGGUUCGAAGCUAUAAACAUUUGUAACAUUGUGUACCUGUUACACUAACUUGACACGAUUGGAACCAAAGGAAGAGAAAAAAUGCUGCGAGCCAGUUAAUUUGAUUAAUAUGAAAAGAAUCAGAGCCCCGAACCGCAAAGAAAAUCGGUUCGCCUUCGAUUUACAGUUAAUUAAGAUUAAGAAAAGAGUUCGAUUUUGCAGUUCGGUUUUGUACGUCAAACUGGAUGUUCAAGAGUUCAGUUCGGUUCGGAAGCCAAAUGGAAAGUCUUCUUUUUCUCUCAGAUUUGGUCCCUAACAGCGCAUAGCUUUCACAUUUAGACGGUAAAGUGUUUUUUCUGAUUCAAAUUUUUCUCCGUUAAAUGGAUGAUCACAAUUCAAUUACUCGCUUAGAGAGUAUAAACCGCUUUAAGAGACAAAAAAAAAAAAAUACUCGGACCGAAGAAGCCUAAUAGUUAGGUGUUUCCAGUGAUAUAGAAUCCAGUUCGAAUUUAAUUCGCCAUCGAAAUAUAUACAUUUUAAAUGUACGCUCGCUUAACUCUGUCCGAAUUUUGUUUUUAAAAUUUCAAUGAUAUUGAGCACUGUGUUUGUCGGAGAGAAGAAUCGUUGAUUCCUGUGAUUUUGUGGUUCAAGUAAAAUAUUUUUUUGUUUAUUGAAUGGGUGUUAUGUUGUUGCGAUUAUGUUGGUUGUAAUAUUUAUCGCUACGUCGCGGCGAGAAAUAUUUCGUCAAAUAGUAGUUAAAUAAUCAUUUUCUUUGGCUACGUAAAAUUGGGUUGUGUGUGAUGAAUUCUGAUCGUUUAUCACAAUGCACGGUAUGUAUUCAACACUAUAUGUGCCAUUUGGAUUGGUUAAAAUUUGUCACGAGAUCGUUUCAGCCAAUCGAAAAUCUCAAGUGGUGAUGAAACGGAGACGUUAGUUUCGACACUAUAGUCUACUAGUUGAAUAUCACUUGAGUACUGAUACAGUCAAAUUACGUACAACGUAUUACCCAAAGACCGAACGAAAUGAUUAUUUAAUUCCUAAAACAUUUUCGUAUGUGUUUAGUAGUCAAAUUUUUUGACAUCCAAAAUAAAUUUAGCAUUUCUUUGAAGCUCUUUUAGUACUAAAUAAUGAACCUACAGAUUAUAAUGCCAUUACUAAUGUCCUAGCCUAGUCAAAAUUAAAAAAAAAAGUUUAUACGGUCUUUCGUUUGUCUGAUGUCAUUCGUUUUGAAAUAAAAGUGAAAAUUUUGUGGUAGAAUUUUGACCGUCAUUUUCCAGUUUUUUUUUAAUUAAAUUAUUCAAACAGUGUUCUCUUAUGCAUCACAACUAAGAUUGGUUAUGCAAGCUUCGGUGUGUUUCUCAAUAUCCUGUGUUCUUAAAAACUUCGAUAACAGUCAAGAAAUUUGAAACUAAUUCCAAACAUUCAAGUCAAUUCAGUCAAUUUUCAAAAUGUAUUUUAACGGCGAUAAUAGUUUUUUUUCGUAAUACUCUCAGCAUAAGUUAGGAACAACGUUUUUCCUAAACGCCGUUGGAAACAUGUGUCGCGAUAUUUCAUCAGUAGUUAGGAAAAGUAAAUUUGAGGCACUAGUGCUUUAAUUUUAACAUUAAAUUUUUGCCGAUUUAUCAGAAUUGUAAAGGAAUCAAUCGAUAUCGUUCAGGAACGAUCUUUUUCAACGUACUUUGUUACGUCAGAGGAGCUUAACUUUAUCGUUAGAAUUCUCAUAUAAUGAUGAUGAUAUCUAAGUUUUUGAACCCGAAUUUCUCAUUCUCAAUUUCGAUUCUAACUUGGAAAAUUCCUGUAAAAACUACAAAAAUUGUGGAAUUUUUCGGAAUUCUAAGUAUUAUUAGGAAUUAAAAUUAUGAAUGCCCUGUCUUCAAAAGUUACAAAAGUACACUUUCAUAUGCUCUCGAUGCAAAGACUGUAAUAGUGACAAAGAUGAUGCGAAAUUUUGGCCAUUUUUUGUGAUUUUUGAAAAUCGUGAAUAUUUGUUAAAAUCAUGAAAAUUAUCAAAAAUUUGCUAAAAUUCAUGAAAUAUCACGAAAAUCCUGAAAAUUCAGAAAAAAAAUUCGCGAGUACAGGCUCGAAGGCUCAAGUCAACAGAAAUUUCAACUUGAACAUCGGGAGCUUAAUCAUUUAACAAUAGACUGAGUUUUCUGUCAUAUUUUUGUCGCAGAACCUCAAGCUCUGUCCCCUUACUCCAUUCAUAACGGAAAAAAAUUGUAGCUUUUCUGAGCGACGUCAUUAGUUUCUUUGCAUAAGCUUUUUUGACAAGUAGUAAAAGAUCAAACAAAUGACAUGAUUAAUAGAGUCAAAUUAAACUUUCUGAAAUGAAUGGCAUCAGAUGAAUAAAUCAAAAUUACUGUUCGAUAUUGAAGUGUAAUUUAAAUAUAUAAAAAAAAAUUAAAGAAAAAUCUAAAUUUAAAACAUUGAUUUUAAUGUAAAAAUUAUAUGAAUGUGAAAAAUUUAAUUGGCAAUAAAUCUGUGAUAGAUUCAAAAUUUAAAAAAUAAAAUGAAAUUUUAAUUAACAAAAUGAAAAAUUUGAAUUGUUUUAAAACCCCUUUUGUUGGUUGCGGGAAAGUUGCGAAUAUUAAAUUAAAUUAGUAUGUUAAAAUAUCGUUCCUUAAAAAAGUGAAUUUUUAUCUU
Bradysia coprophila is the source of this 5523-nucleotide messenger RNA. RefSeq lists its product as uncharacterized. The record is from RefSeq and is a predicted model, not a curated record. NCBI's taxonomy places the organism in Eukaryota, Metazoa, Arthropoda, Insecta, Diptera, Sciaridae.